Messenger RNA from Theileria orientalis strain Shintoku, 372 nucleotides. RefSeq lists its product as hypothetical. The record is from RefSeq and is a predicted model, not a curated record. The transcript has 3 exons. The coding region runs from base 1 to 372 and encodes 123 amino acids. NCBI's taxonomy places the organism in Eukaryota, Apicomplexa, Aconoidasida, Piroplasmida, Theileriidae.
AUGGCCGUUAGGCACUUACUUGGGACAUUAAUUUUUAAACCAUUACUAACCCAAACUAGCGAAAAGACUGCUUAUGCAUGUAACGUUCUACACUGUAAAAAUACAGUCUUUCUAAACAAUUUCCGAACGUGCCUUUCGCGGUCUACACCUGGGCUACGUCGGCCGUGCACAAUCUCAUCAUUAGGGGUCCCGAACAUCAGCAUGGCGACCUACCAAGUCCGAAACGAUUUUAGGGCACAUAACCUCGCCACGCACGACUCCCUGGGUAGAAACCCGCCCCCAGUCCUGACACACCGACGAGUAACUUAUGACGGUGUGUCAGAGACGGUGGCACAAUUUGACACCCAGGUGACCCGAGUAGUCAAUGAGUAA